AAAAGCAUCAGCACUUUACUUCAAUAAUGUAUCGGCAUCGGGAAGCCCUUUGGAAAAAUUGCAUGACUAAUUUGCCGCAGUCCUCGGGAUACAUUGUCGCACCGAAAAUUUCAUUGGUUACGUCAAGUUGACUUUCGUAACUUCCGCAAUCAAACCAACUAUGGCCAGUUACUUUGACGAGCUCAACAUACAGUCAAAUGUUGAUAAACGACGAAAGAAAACCUUCGAUGUGGAUCUCGACCAUUUCAUGAAUCCGACAUCAUCGACUGGCAGCAGUUCAUUUCAUUCUUUGAAUGAUCCUGUAGCGCAAACAGCUCAGUUAUUCAGCCGAUUCAGACAACAGAUGCAGCUGGAAGGCGAUCAGCAACAGGAACAAUUCCUGGAUAACUUGGUUUCUCAGCUUCUUGAAGAGUCUCAAUCAAAUGCCAAAGGUCCCCCACCGGCAUCCCAACGAUUCAUUCAGAUGCUGCCCAAUGUUCCGAAGCAGCAACUCAAUAGUGAUGAAACCUGUAUUAUAUGUAAAGAUGUCCUGAAGACGAGCAGUAGUAAGGUGACGCAAAUGCCUUGUGGUCAUUAUUUUGAUCAAGAAUGUCUUGUGCCGUGGCUUCAGUUGCAUCACACGUGCCCAUUGUGCCGUCAUGAAGUAGAAACCGAGCAAGCGGCCAAGGAAGAAGAAGAAGAAGAGCAACGAGGAUGGAUGUACGGUUAAAUUUGCCCUUUUUCUCAUUAGAUUCGUGUCUUCAGCUGAAGCGGUGUUUCAAACUGAAGUUUGCUGUCUGAAAAUGCGGGGAAGCCAAUUAGGGAAACGACAGAAGGAUUUGGGGGAUUUUUUUCUUUGUUUACUUGACAGGGAACAACAGUCAUCUGAAUAAAUUGAUGACUAUUUAGCGGAUUUUAUAUUCAUUCCCAUGUCAAGGGGCGAAAUACAUAACAGAUAACAAUGUUGUUGUACAUUAGCAAAAAGCAUUGUUUCGCUUAAUAUACUCGCUCUACUUUUUAUAGGGACGUUCGGUGUUAUGCCAAAAGACGCCUUGAUCUUUGUCGACUUUUUUUUAAACAUGUUAUUUAUUUGAAUUUAGCCAGGCAGUAGACUUGCUUUGCAGUAAAAAGAUUUAUUUUUUGACGGAAGAAAAUGUUUAAACC
Molecule: messenger RNA, 1143 nt
Organism: Radiomyces spectabilis
Lineage: Eukaryota; Fungi; Mucoromycota; Mucoromycetes; Mucorales; Radiomycetaceae
Exons: 5
Coding region: 161-709 (182 amino acids)
Biological process (GO): protein ubiquitination
Cellular component (GO): cytoplasm
Molecular function (GO): ubiquitin protein ligase activity
Source: RefSeq, a predicted model, not a curated record